UACAAAUAGGCAAUUGGUGCUGAGUAAGCAUCAAAACUACGGGUUUUCACAUGCAUGCAAAGGUUAAGAAUAAACCACGAAUCCAUAUGAGCUCAUUUUCUGCAGUUUUAUCACGAGUUGCAGUGCAACCAUUUCCGAAAUUUCAUCAGUUUCUUCCCUCAGCCCCCACCCUGAAUUUCCUCCAAAAUCACCCUUCACUCUUGGGAAUAGCCACCUUUUGUCUCUUCCUUUUUAUUCAAUUCAAUUUAAUUCAAUUCUCACCGCCACAUCUCACGAAUAUAUACAUUUUAGUCUCACCAUUCUUAAGACUUCAAAAAAAAAAAAAAAAAAAAAAAAAAAACAUACUACACAUUCUUUGAUAAGUUUAAUACUUUGGUCUAGCUAGCUAGCUAGUCUCAUUUAUUUUUGUGAAUUGCUAUUUCUCGAAAUUAAACAUGGUGGACUUGCAAGAAAUUAUAGAGCCUUUGAGCCCGAUGAGCGAAGUCGAAGUUGAAGAGAACCAAGAAUUUGAUGAUGAAGAAAUCAACUAUGAUGAUCUCAAACGUCGCAUGUGGAAGGACCGCAUGCGGAUGCAGAAGCUCAAGGCCAAGAAGGAAAUUAAUAACACUUGUAGCAAAGAUUCACUAGUAUUCGACCUUGAUGACGACGAGGACUCACAAUUAGCUAAGCAAGAACAAUCUCGCCGCAAAAUGAUGUCAAGAGCUCAAGAUUCUGUCCUUAAAUACAUGGUAAAAAUCAUGGAGAUUUGUAAAGGUCAAGGGUUCGUUUAUGGGAUUGUGCCCGAAAAGGGGAAGCCAGUGACCGGUUCAUCGGAUAGUUUAAGGGAGUGGUGGAAGGAAAAGGUUAGGUUUGAGCAAAACGCACCUGCUGCUAUUGCAGCAUUUUUGCCUAACUUAGUGGAAGAAAACGUGUUGGAUCCAAAUUCAUGCAUGCAUCUUUUACAAGACUUGCAAGAUACUACUUUAGGCUCACUCCUUUCUGCCCUUAUGCAACAUUGUAUCCCACCACAAAGGAGGUUCCCUUUGGAUAAAGGGUUGGCCCCACCAUGGUGGCCCACAGGGAAUGAACUUUGGUGGGGUGAUCAAGGGUUCUCACAAGAACAAGGUCCUCCACCUUAUAGGAAGCCUCAUGACUUGAAAAAAGCAUGGAAGGUGAGUGCUUUGGCUGCCAUUAUCAAACAUAUGUCUACUAAUUUGGAUAAAAUGAAGAGGUUGGUGAAACAAUCUAAGAGCUUGCAAAACAAGAUGACAGCUAAAGAAACAGCUACUUGGUCCAAAGUUGUUAACCAAGAAGAAGUCCUUCUCAAGCUGACCAAAAAAGCUCUCAAGAUUUCAACAUCAAAAGAGGAGGAAGAAAAUCAAGAAAAUAAGGGCAAAGAAGAUGAAUAUCUUGCUUUGGUACCCAAGGGUUCAACCCUGAGGAGAAAGGAGAAAAGGAAGGGUAUUUUUGAGAGCAACAUAGACAUGGAGGAUGUAUUACAUCAAGACUUAAAUUGCGCGCAAAGUCAGUUAGGGGUUGGAUUUCCAUACAAGAAUUCAAGAAUUGAGUCCGAGGCAAGUUGUUCUUACCGCGAAAAGCACACGAUAAAUAACCAACAAAAUAUCGAUAAGGGGGAGGACCAAUUACUUAAUUUGUCCAUCAACAACUUCCCUAGCUUGAUUGAGGCACAACCUAUACCACACGAAGAAAUAAUGGCUGGUCAUGGCCAACAUGAUUGGGUGAACAUGGAGAUAAAAAGGAGCUUCGAAAACUACCAUGCACAAAAUGGUACAGGUGGAGUUGUGGAGAAUUUCGAAGGACUUUGGGGAGGCCAUGUCCUUGAACAACUUCAUUAUGACCCUGCCACUUAUGGAAACAUGAACUUGAAUGAUACACCACCAGAAGAAGAAGAUGUUCUACAUCAUCAAGCUCCAAUUUCUGUUUGGGAUUUGGCAUAUGAGGAUACAUCGGAUUAAAGCUAUAGCUAAAACGAAUAAUUAGUGUUUUAUUCCUUCUCGAACAGUUCAUUAUAUUCAUAGAUUACUCGCAUUGCCCUUUUUUUUUUGGUCAUUGUCUAUGGACAUAUAUAAAAAGAAAAAAUACUUAUG
Molecule: messenger RNA, 2087 nt
Organism: Lycium ferocissimum
Lineage: Eukaryota; Viridiplantae; Streptophyta; Magnoliopsida; Solanales; Solanaceae
Product: putative ETHYLENE INSENSITIVE 3-like 4 protein
Exons: 1
Coding region: 435-1955 (506 amino acids)
Cellular component (GO): nucleus
Molecular function (GO): DNA-binding transcription factor activity; DNA binding
Source: RefSeq, a predicted model, not a curated record